AUGGCGACGGACGAAGCCCUAAGCGACACUCUCCGUAAAGUCCAAAUACAUAACGCACCCGCAACCGAGACAGAGUCUAACCCAUGGCAAGAAUCCUCUCCCACAACACAAAUCAGCAAAGGGCGCAUCGAUCCGGACAUAUCGCAACUAGAUGCCGACGCUACUCAGGGCCUCGCAGCUGCACCCGCGACGGAGAGCGCGGAGCGGCCGCCCGUGAAGCAGGAGGUCUUGCUCGAGUUUGAUCCGUUGGCAAAUGCGGAGGAGAAGGCGGCUCAGCAGGCAUGGGUGGAUGCUGAAGGACAUCCACUACCGCCACCUGUUCCCGCCAAGGAACUAGUGAGUCCAAUGCCGCAGACUCCUUCCACGCCAAAUCGUCCAUCCUCCCCCAUACCCGCGUUCCCCGCCCUUGCUGCGCUCGCGCGAACGUUUGCUCUUCCCUUGACCCGCGGCCAGCGACCACGCUCUCUGGACUCGGCGGCUGCAGUGCCCUCGCCAGCAACGAUAUCAUCUUUCGCGCAACAGCAAUCUACACAGGACGCACGUGCGAUCCAAGAUGCUCCGAGUUCAAGUAGUGGCCCCGUGGCUAGCGGCAGCGGACGCAGCUCACCUGGGAAAGGGAAGGAGCAGGAUCCACCACAGUUCGACUUCCAGAGGUUCCUAGACCAGAUGAAGAUGAAGGGGGCUGAGCCUGUCGCCAAGUACCUCCGGUCGUUCUUGAGCAAUUUCGCGAAACGGACAUUCACCGUCAACGACCAAGUCAAGCUGAUCAACGACUUCCUGAAUUUCAUCUCGCUCCGGAUGCGCGAAUGCGAAGUGUGGAGGAACGCGUCAGACGCCGAAUUCGACAAUGCGAUGGAGGGCAUGGAGAAGCUGGUCAUGAACAGGCUAUAUGAAUUCACUUUCACACCACAAGUUGCCCGCGCCGUUCCGCCACGUCCGGUCACCACAGAUGACCUCGAGCGAGAUCGCGUAUUGGAGCAACGCAUCGCAUUGUUUGGAUGGCUAGAGGCUAAGCACUUGGAUGUUCCGGAGGGAGAGGGUAGCGAGGGGUUCCUCAUGUUCGCUCAGCAAGAGCUACUGAAGAUCAACCACUACAAGGCGCCUCGCGACAAGCUUAUCUGCAUACUGAACUGCUGCAAGGUCAUCUUCGGAUUGAUCCGUCAUCUACACAAGGACGAGAGCGCAGACAGUUUCAUCCCCAUUUUGAUCUACGUGGUGAUCAAGGCGAACCCUCCACAUCUGCUCUCCAACGUCGAGUUUAUCAAUAGGUUCCGAAAUCCAACAAAGCUACAGAGCGAGGCAGGCUACUACCUCUCCAGCUUGAUGGGUGCUGUAUCGUUCAUAGAGACUAUGGACCAUACAUCGCUAUCUAACAUCACUCAGGAGGAAUUUGAGAAGAAUGUCGAGGAAGCUAUCCAAUCACUUCCCAGUACAGGCUCUCAGACCCCUGAACGCGGCUUUACACCAGGACCCGGAUCUGGAAUCAGCACCCCUCCCGUCGCAACUAGCGCAUCCAGUGCGCACGCUGGCGAGGAGUCGGCACAACCUCUCUCCCUUCCAACACCCGCGCAGACCCUCAGCGAAGACGCGCGUCGAUUCCUUCAGAAGACAGGCGACACAAUAUCCAAACCGCUCAGCGCCAUCAGUCGAAUAUUCAACGAGGUCCUCGACGGCGCGGAAGACACUCUGUCUUACCUUCCCGGGCCGUUCGCCCCGCUUGAGCUCGGCCGCGAACAGCAGCAACAGCAGCUGUACGAACAGGACGGGCACUCGGCGUAUCCUCAGAACUAUCCGCAGACUCCAGUUGGGCCAGGCGGGCAGGUCGAGUACCAAUCUAUACAGACCCCGUACAAGCCUCGCGUACGUCGAGGCUCGCCGCAGCCCAGCAUCCAUUCCGCCUCGUCCGCACAGUUCCCGUACAUCCCACAGCCACCCGAAGAGACCCCGUCCCGCUAUCGCGCGCAGAGCCUCGGACCGUACACCAACCAACCACUCGCGAUCGGGCCAUCGCAGGCGCCCCCCCACGCGACAACGACCGGUCUGCUCCAGCCGCCGCGCGUGCAGGCGUUGCAGGCGGGCAGCCCUCCGCACGUUUCCCGGACACCUUCGCCGAACUUGGACUUGGCGGGACUGCAGGAGGAGAUCGACCGGGCGCACGAGAAGGCGGCGGUGGCGGCGAAGGAGACGCUGCGGCAGAUCUUCCCUACGACGGAUAUCGAGGUCGUGGAGUGGGUGUUGGAGGCGAAUGAGGGCGACUUGGGGAGGAGCAUCGAGGCGCUGUUGGAGAUGAGUAGUGGGGGUUAGUCUGUGAUUCUGACUGGGACCUGGCCUUGAAUGGAUGGAAGGAUGUGUGUCAGAUCAGUGCAUAUUGUGAGACCGAAAGUGUAGGAAUGAAUAUGGUGGUUUGUUCAAUGGCUGGAAUUAGAUGAUAGCGUCUGACACAGGAAUAUGAGGAGAAGAACGCCGUUCAAGAGACGUUUAAGGACUUGUUCCAGCUCUAGAGUCUGAUUGUCAGUACGUAUAACGUAGAGGUCAGGAGUCUUCUGAGAAGCCUAAGUCGCGUGCUGCGGUAGCGCGUGUAACACACGAGGACUCUUCCAGCCUGCAUUCCCUUCUUCGCACUCAACGACCGUGCUUCAGGACACUCCUACGUCCGCUCACAG
This is a messenger RNA of Dichomitus squalens LYAD-421 SS1, 2663 nucleotides long. RefSeq lists its product as uncharacterized. Gene Ontology annotation, molecular function: small GTPase binding; guanyl-nucleotide exchange factor activity; ubiquitin binding. The transcript has 10 exons. The coding region runs from base 1 to 2304 and encodes 767 amino acids. Lineage: Eukaryota; Fungi; Basidiomycota; Agaricomycetes; Polyporales; Polyporaceae. Gene Ontology annotation, cellular component: endocytic vesicle; cytosol. The record is from RefSeq and is a predicted model, not a curated record. Gene Ontology annotation, biological process: vesicle-mediated transport.